Solea senegalensis (Senegalese sole) is the source of this 1553-nucleotide messenger RNA. RefSeq names its product melanin-concentrating hormone receptor 1a (gene mchr1a). Gene Ontology annotation, biological process: neuropeptide signaling pathway. The record is from RefSeq and is a predicted model, not a curated record. Gene Ontology annotation, molecular function: melanin-concentrating hormone receptor activity; neuropeptide binding. The transcript has 2 exons. The coding region runs from base 1 to 1080 and encodes 359 amino acids. Gene Ontology annotation, cellular component: membrane; neuron projection. Lineage: Eukaryota; Metazoa; Chordata; Actinopteri; Pleuronectiformes; Soleidae.
AUGGAUUUCUAUAACGACACUCACGUUUCUCUCGGACACAAUAAUUCAUCAGCACGAGCUGCUGAUGGGGCGCCUCACUCCAGUGCUAUCCUCCCUGUAAUCUUUGGCAUCAUCUGCUUUCUGGGUAUCAUCGGCAACUCCAUUGUCCUGUACACCAUCAUGAAGAAAACAAAGUGCCACGCCAAGCAAACUGUCCCGGACAUUUUUAUCUUAAAUCUUUCCAUUGUAGAUCUCCUGUUUCUCCUUGGGAUGCCAUUCCUCAUCCACCAGUUGCUGGGUAAUGGUAGCUGGCACUUCGGAGCCACGAUGUGUACGGUCAUCACUGCACUUGACUCCAACAGCCAGAUUGUCAGCACUUACAUCCUGACUGCAAUGACCCUCGACCGUUACUUGGCUACCGUCCAUCCCAUUCGCUUCAACUACGUCCGCACGCCCUGCGUGGCAGCGGUGGUCAUUGUCAUGGUGUGGGGUCUGUCCUUCCUUACCAUCAUCCCAGUGUGGAUGUACGCAGGCCUGAUGCCUCUUCCAGACGGCCUGGUGGCCUGCGCGCUCCUCCUGCCUGACCCGGUCAACAACACGUACUGGUUUACUCUUUACCAGUUCUUUUUGGCCUUUGCGAUGCCCUUUGUGAUCAUCUGCCUGGCGUUCUUCAAGAUCCUCCAAAACAUGUCCACCAGCGUGGCGCCGCUGCCCCCGCGGAGCUUGAGGGUUCGAACGAGGAAGGUGACGCGGAUGGCGGUGGUCAUCUGCUUGGCUUUCUUCAUUUGCUGGGCUCCUUACUACAUCCUCCAGCUGAUCCACCUCGGCGUGCAGAAGCCAAGCCUCGCCUUCUCCUACGCGUACAACAUAGCCAUAAGCAUGGGCUACGCUAACAGUUGCAUCAACCCAUUUAUCUUUAUCAUCCUCAGUGACACCUUCAAGAGGCAGUUUCUCAGAGCUGUACAUCAAAUCAACAGGAAGAUUCACGUCAACACGAGCACCACCGAUGGCGGCAGUGUGAGCAUGCGAAUGGUACCAGACGGGGGUCAGCAGGGGCCAGCGCCGCGGGAGAUGAUACCGUCUAAUGUGGCCCCACAGUAAAUCAAAAAUAUGCGGCUAAAAAGUCGAAAUGAUUUCUUCUGCUUUCCAUUACUCAGUCCAUAGUCACUGAUUUCCAACACCUGAUGGCUUUCAAAGCUUUAUGCAGCUGCUUACAGAGCUUCAGUGGUUUAAAAAUGCAAAAAAACCACCUGAGCUCACAGUACGCUAACGUCAAAUAUCCGUCUUAACAUUUCAAGUAAGAAACAACUGCAUUUGCAUAUAGACCCAUUCAUCUUCUAUCCUCCACAUGAGGGUCGCGGGUGGCGCUGUGCCUGUGCAUGUAGAUAAACAAAAAACAAUCUGAUAGUUUUGCUCAGCUAAACACAUCCACAUCAUACACAGUGAAAAUAGUUAGAAAAACUAACCUCUAAUGUACCAGCCCACACGGACUCCCAGAAUCCCUGCUUUUCAUGCAAAUGUUGCUAUUUUCUGCUGCAGUGUUUGUGCCGUCAUUAUUUUACGUCAUGAUUUAA